AAACAUUAUUCAUCUCCAUGGAAUGGAUAGAAACUACACAGCUUAUAAAUGUAAAACAUCUUGCUGAUGGAGGUUGUGCAUCUAUUUAUACUGCUAUAUGGGUUGAUGGUUAUCCGCGUACAUCUAAAGGACUAAGACUACGAAGAGGACCAGUUAAAGUAGCGAUCAAACCUGUUAAUAUUUAUUAUUGUAGAGAGGAAGCAAAAUCAAUGGCAUUAAUGGAGAUUUAUUGUUAUUUUGUGCUAGCAUAUGAUAUGAACCAUUUACGUGUAGCCGAGGUUUUCGGACUUACGCUAAUCCAAACUGAACGUAAAUUCAUACCAGAAAGGUGCUGGCAUGAUGAUCCUGCAUGGCGCCCAAGUGCUAAAGAAUUAAGAGAUGUUCUCGCUAAACUUUUAAAUCCUAAAGUUUAUGUAGCAUGUCAAGAGGCAGAUGAGUUCAGGAAGAAAAACCCGGAACCGAUUUUAGAAGAACAAACUAUUCACACGAGCAAAUACCAUUCAUAUAUCGCCGAUUCUAAACAUGAAAU
This is a messenger RNA of Racocetra persica, 529 nucleotides long. The record is from the annotation of a GenBank genome assembly. Lineage: Eukaryota; Fungi; Glomeromycota; Glomeromycetes; Diversisporales; Gigasporaceae.